AUGGAUGAACUUUCGAUGUGUUGUGAUGGUGUGGCUCGUGGGAAUCCGGGUGUGGUUGGAGCUGGAGUGGUGGCGCGUGAUCAUGGAGCUAAUGUUGUUGGUUCAAUGAGUGUGGGAUUGGGAAUAACAACAAACUACCUUGUUGAGAUUCUUGGUAUUUUAUUUGGCUUGGAAUGGGCGCGGCAAUGGGGUUACCUGAAGAUAUGUAUUCGGUCAGAUUCGAUGAGUGUUGUUAAGGCCCUUUCUUCUUCUACUAUUCCGUGGUUUGUUAGACAACACUGGAGUGAAGUUUCUUAUAGUUAUGAGGCUAUUCGGUUCGAGCACACCUAUAAGGAGGCAAAUUUUGCGGCGGAUAAUAUGGCUAAACGUGGUUGUAUUCUUCCUAAUGAGGAGAUUAGACAUUAUAUCGGACGUCCAUAUUUCUUAACUUCCGUUGAAUUUCCCAAUAUAUCUUAUUUUCGUUUCAAAUGA
Molecule: messenger RNA, 471 nt
Organism: Papaver somniferum (opium poppy)
Lineage: Eukaryota; Viridiplantae; Streptophyta; Magnoliopsida; Ranunculales; Papaveraceae
Exons: 1
Coding region: 1-471 (156 amino acids)
Molecular function (GO): RNA-DNA hybrid ribonuclease activity; nucleic acid binding
Source: RefSeq, a predicted model, not a curated record